AUGUUACUAUUAUUUAUUAUUAUAAUAAUUAAUCGAUUGUUAUCAUCAUCGGAUGCGGCAGUAUUAUUUUUCCAUAGAAAAUUAGAGCAAAAAGCACGAUUUCAGUCUCAUCAUCACGAGAACAAUGCACCAUCAAUGUCAGGAACUGUUGGGACACAUUUUCAAUGCGAUUCAAAAAUAAGUCAAUUUCUAGGUGUUGGUUUUGGUUGUUAUUGUCCAGGUGCAUGGUGUGAAAAUAAUAACCAAUGUUGUUCACAAAUGUGCUAUAAAAAAACUUGUUACUGA
Messenger RNA from Rotaria socialis, 285 nucleotides. Lineage: Eukaryota; Metazoa; Rotifera; Eurotatoria; Philodinida; Philodinidae. The record is from the annotation of a GenBank genome assembly.